Molecule: messenger RNA, 2777 nt
Organism: Schizosaccharomyces cryophilus OY26
Lineage: Eukaryota; Fungi; Ascomycota; Schizosaccharomycetes; Schizosaccharomycetales; Schizosaccharomycetaceae
Product: adenosine deaminase Ada1
Exons: 2
Coding region: 113-2617 (834 amino acids)
Biological process (GO): AMP metabolic process; IMP salvage
Cellular component (GO): cytosol
Molecular function (GO): AMP deaminase activity
Source: RefSeq, a predicted model, not a curated record
CAGCUUGCAACAAAUUUCUUGGUUUCUACCAAAAGGUAAAGUUAUCUUUUAGUGGUAGAAUUUACCUUUUAUAAAAGCUGUUUAUCUUUUUUUUAAGCAAGGAAAAGAUUCAAUGAUCCCACAAUUUAACCAGGACGAAAACCAGAAUGUUGACACAGCUCAACAACAAGCCUUGAAGCAUUAUAUAGCCAAACCAAGAGCGCUAGAGGAUGAAGACGAGGGUGAUUUAAACCCAGGAAUUUCUAGUCUAGAUACUCCGUAUUUUGAUUAUGCCUUUGAGCGUUCUUUAAGACAGCAAGAUGCCAAGUACUUGGCUAUGAAUAGCUCUCAAGGGAACCGGGGAAGUUUCUCAAGUUCCCAACCUUCUCGUAGACAGACAAACGAGCUGGAUCCCGCUCAAGUCAACCAGGAUAUAAAAAAUUCGAAGACUGGUCCUGAUAGCUCAAAAUUACUAAACCCCAAGCUGCAGGAAAAAGUCAAUAAUAUUCAUAUGCCCCAUGUCCAACAAGGAAACGAUGCUUUUGUUUCCAAUACCGGAGGUCCUGAGCAAGACCCCGGCAACAUGGAAACAAAUGAUCCCUUAUUUUCAGACGAACUGGCUGAAAUAUACAUGUCCAUUCACAAAUGCAUGGACAUGCGUCACAAAUACAUUCGCAUUAGUUUACAAGGAGAGUUAGAUAACCCAAGAGACGACGAGUCUUGGAAUAUAUAUCCCUCUGCAAAAGAAGGUGAAGAGGAAGAAGAAUUUUGUUUUGAAAAAUGCGAGAUCCCAGGAAUAGCCAACGAGAUGAUGUUUCAUCUCGACCACCAGGGUAUUUAUCAGGUUUACGAAAAUGAAAGUGCCUAUUUGGCCAGUACCCCUUCCUUUCAUGUGCCAACCAUUCGCGAUUAUUACAUGGAUUUAGAUUUCCUUCUUUCAGCAUCCUCUGAUGGUCCCAGCAAAUCUUUCUCGUUUCGAAGAUUACAAUACUUAGAGGGGCGUUGGAAUAUGUACAUUCUCCUGAAUGAGUACCAGGAACUUGCGGACUCUAAGAAGGUGCCUCAUCGUGAUUUUUACAAUGUUCGUAAGGUGGACACACACGUUCAUCACUCUGCCCUUGCCAAUCAAAAGCACUUGUUGCGUUUCAUCAAGGCUAAACUUCGCAAAUCCCCCGACGAAAAGGUUAUCUGGCGUGAUGGAAAGUUCUUAACCUUACAGGAGGUAUUUAACUCGCUAAAAUUAACUUCCUAUGAUUUGAGUAUUGACACUCUUGAUAUGCAUGCUCACGCAGAUACCUUUCAUCGAUUUGACAAAUUCAAUUUAAAAUACAAUCCAAUUGGCGAAUCGCGUUUGCGUACUAUUUUCUUAAAAACCGAUAAUGAUAUUGAAGGUCGUUAUCUUGCUGAACUGACAAAGGAAGUUUUUACUGAUCUUUGUACUCAGAAAUACCAAAUGGCAGAAUACCGUAUUUCCAUUUAUGGACGCAACAAGAAUGAAUGGGAUAGGCUUGCGGCUUGGAUCAUCGAUAAUAAACUCUACAGCGCUAAUGUGAGAUGGUUAAUCCAAGUUCCUCGCUUAUACGAUAUUUACAAAAAAUCUGGUAUUGUACACAACUUUGAGGAGGUUGUCAGAAACAUUUUCGAGCCUCUUUUUGAAGUUACCAAAGACCCAUCUAGUCAUCCUAAGCUGCAUGUUUUCCUGCAGCGAGUAGUCGGGUUCGAUUCUGUGGACGAUGAAAGUAAACCUGAACGUAGAACUUACCGCAAAUUCCCAUUCCCAGCUCACUGGAAUAUCGGGUUGAAUCCUCCUUACAGCUACUGGUUAUAUUAUAUGUACGCAAAUAUGACAAGUUUAAACGUUUGGAGAAAAAUGAGGGGCUUCAAUACAUUUGUUUUACGUCCUCACUGCGGUGAAGCAGGAGAUACCGACCAUUUGGCAAGUGCAUUUUUGCUUAGCCAAGGUAUCGCUCAUGGGAUUUUGUUACGAAAAGUUCCAUUUUUGCAGUACCUUUGGUAUUUGGAUCAGAUUCCAAUUGCUAUGUCUCCUCUUUCCAAUAAUGCUCUAUUUUUGGCGUAUGAUAAAAACCCUUUUAUCUCUUAUUUCAAACGCGGUUUAAACGUUAGUCUUUCGACAGAUGAUCCACUUCAAUUCGCCUUUACGAGAGAGCCCUUGAUUGAGGAGUAUGCGGUAGCAGCUCAAAUUUACAAGCUUUCUAACGUCGACAUGUGCGAAUUAGCAAGAAAUAGUGUUUUGCAAUCCGGAUUUGAGCGUCAAAUUAAAAGUCGAUGGUUAGGUCCUGAUAAGCAGGACAUUGAUCACACAAAUGUUCCUAUAAUUCGUCUCUCAUAUCGCGCUUUGACGCUGAGUCAAGAGAUUAAUCUUAUUAAUAAGCAUGUUCAACCUACUCCUGUUACAUCUCACCAUGACUUGGGGGAUCUAAUUAGAAAAUACGAUAAGCUUACUGCCUCUGAACAACUUUCGAGUUCCCCAAACACAAACGAAGCAACGAUCGCCAGUAAAAAGUCUGCACAUGAAGGACCGGACCAUGGAGCUUUCUUUCCUGGGUUGAGCGUUAUUUCGGAGCGUCGUCGAAGGAAGGAAAGUACGACGAGUGCUAGUCCAGACAUGAAAGAUUAAAAGUGGAAUUUAAUGGUGUAAUUAUGUGAAUUAUAUAUAAUUUUUUGUGGACUCUUAAUACAGUUACUAAUAAUAAAUAAAGGUUUCAACAUGAAAAUGGUUAUUGGGUUUGUUUUUUAAAAACCGCAUCUUUUGUGAAACAUGUUUUGACUUUGUAGUU